UCUACUUCUAUAUCACACUGUUUUCUCUGUGGUAGUCGGCUGUUAGGUGCAACAAGUUUCACAGGAGCCACGCAGUCUCCCGUAGCUCCUUGUGUUGUUUUUUUUUUUUCCGUGGAGCUGCUGUCGCUUCUGUAACGGCGCGCUCUGAUUGGUGACACGCGCCAAAUGCGGUUCGCUCCCAGUGGCAGCGCGUGCAGCAGUUUUAUCUACACUAAAUGAUCACCCCGGAGGCAAAGUGCGAGGCAAACAUGGAGAAAGAAGCCCAGAAGAGACGACAGUGUCACUCCACGGCGUUGGGACUCAUCUCGUCGCUGUUCUCCGUGGCUUCUGUCGCCUUAUGCGUCUUUUUGAGCUUAAACGCGGCGGAUAUCAGGAGCAGAGUGUUGGAUUUGGAGAGCGGGAAGCGGGAGAACACGUUUGGGUAUUCAGUGGAGGAUUUAAACUCGUUAAUUCAGCAAAGAGUGGACGAGCUUUUAUCCCAGCGCUCCUAUGAGAACUACGCGAAAAUACGCACGGCCAGACAGACCUCACCUGAAUGCAACUGUCCACCAGGACCUCCAGGAAAACGAGGAAGACGAGGCAGAGACGGCGAACCCGGACCUCCUGGUCCUCCGGGUCCAAGAGGUGAAAAGGGGGAUCAAGGUGACCAAGGACCGCGGAUGGUCUUCCCUAAGAUCAAUCAUGGCUUUCUUUCCGCUGAUCAGCAGCUCAUAAAGCGGCGGCUCAUUAAGGGAGAUCAGGGGCAGGCCGGACCACCAGGACCACCCGGCCCACCAGGGCCCCCGGGCCCCCGAGGGCCUCCAGGAGACACAGGCAAAGAUGGACCCCGAGGAGUUCCUGGUCUGCCAGGUGAUCCAGGACAUCCAGGAGAAUCCGGGCCUUCGGGACCAGAGGGGCCACCGGGACCUAAGGGUUCCUUUGGUCCUCCAGGUAUACCAGGUGUGGACGGGCAGAAGGGGGAUAUGGGCUUCCCAGGAGUGGACGGUAUCCCAGGAGCCAAGGGCGAAAUGGGAGAGCGCGGUCAAAAGGGCGACAUGGGCGAGGACGGACCAAAGGGAGAAACGGGGGAGAAGGGAGACGCCGGGUCCUCUGCCGCAGGAAUCAAGGGUGAACCUGGUGAACCCGGGCGAAGUGGAACGAAGGGAGAGCCAGGACUUCCAGGGCUGCCUGGACUCCCGGGAAUAAAGGGAGAACCCGGGUUUCUGGGUCCACAGGGAGAGCCAGGACUGCCAGGACUCCCAGGAACUAAGGGCGAGAGGGGCGAGCGGGGACUUCCAGGAAAAGGAGAACGGGGAGAAACCGGAGUCAUGGGACCUAAGGGUGUGCAAGGAGAAUCUGGAAUGCCUGGUCCUAAAGGGUCAAAGGGUGAAACUGGAGAUAAAGGCGACGUCGGAACAAUUGGACCUAAGGGUCCACCGGGGCAGAAGGGAGACCCGGGCGCCACCGAAAUCAUCGAUUAUAACGGAAACAUCCAGGAGGCUUUGCAGAAGAUUACCACUAUUACAGUGACGGGUCCUCCUGGCCCUCCCGGAGUAAUGGGACCACCGGGCAUGAAGGGCGAUCGUGGGAUGCCUGGGCUUCCUGGACUGGAUGGAGAAAGAGGCUACAAAGGUUCAAAAGGAGACAUGGGAAUGCCAGGAGCUUCAGGCGACAAGGGAGCAACAGGUCUGCCCGGUCUCCCUGGGGUGAAUGGAGUCAAAGGAGAUAAAGGAGACGCAGGUCUGCCAGGUCCACAAGGCCCUUCUAUCAUUGGACCUCCAGGGCCACCAGGACCACACGGAUCCCCUGGACCAAUGGGUCCUCAUGGCUUCCCCGGUCCAAAGGGCGAGGCAGGGUUGAAUGGGUUGAAGGGUAUUCGAGGGGAGACCGGUCACAAAGGGGAUCGUGGACCACUGGGUCUCCCUGGAGCCUCCGGCUUGGACGGCAAGCCCGGCAUUCGGGGUAUGGAUGGACCGGUGGGUCCAGCCGGGCCAGCUGGGCCCAAGGGCGACAGAGGUGAACGAGGUAUACCUGGUGAGCCUGGACCAAGGGGACCUUAUGGACUCCCUGGGGCGGCGGGACAGCCAGGCCAGGAUGGGGUUCCAGGAUUAAGGGGAGAGAAAGGCGACGUGGGGGAAAGAGGAGAGAAGGGUUUCCGGGGAUUUAAGGGUGAGAAGGGGGAACCAGGGCAGCCAGGUCUGGACGGGCUGGAUGCCCCGUGCCAAUUGGGCCCAGAUGGAUUACCAAUGCCUGGAUGCUGGCAAAAGGGAGUCACGCCAUGGCUGGUUGCCUGAAAACACCGAGAUUAAGUGAAAAAAAUGGAGGUUUCCGUGUGUUUAAUGGUGACACCUGCACGAGCGGUACACGCAGGUUUUACUCUUCACCGUCGAAAUUCUUGGUUUGGACUCUUUCCAACGAUGGGGAAGGCUGUCUCCGAACUCCAGGAGGACUUGGCAGGGUCUGAUCCAGCACGGAUUGGAAGGAAAACGCAUUAAGUUUUUUGUUUUUUUCUUGGAGAUGCGUUCAGGACCCCCUCCGAGCGUGGGAAAGGAGAGUGUUGGAGGCAUGAGUGGUCUUCUGGGAGACCAGCUGACUUCAAGUUCUACUGAGCUGAACAUAAUGCAAUCACUUUCUUUUUUCAUGUUUUAUUUUCUUGCUCUGAUUCUUAAGCAUUUUAUAAUUUGUGUAUUAUAGCCUUUGUGCCUCAAGCUUGUAUUCAUUCCUGUAUAAACAAUGUACAUUUCAUAUGAUUUUUCUCACAGAACAUUUUAGUUGGUAUAAGCAGAGGUGGGGACAUGCAAGUCGUGACUUGGACUCGACUUGAGUCACUGUUUGUUUUUUUUUUGAGACUUGAGACUUCACUUGAUAAAAUAGACGAAGACUUGGAUUUGAGCUGAUUGAAAGAUGAUUGAUUGAUUGAUUUUUUCACAUUUUUCUAAACAGUUGAUGUUUUUGGUGCUUAAUUUUGCAGGAAAAACUGGAACAUGUC
Molecule: messenger RNA, 2968 nt
Organism: Periophthalmus magnuspinnatus
Lineage: Eukaryota; Metazoa; Chordata; Actinopteri; Gobiiformes; Gobiidae
Product: collagen alpha-1(XXV) chain
Exons: 38
Coding region: 216-2273 (685 amino acids)
Source: RefSeq, a predicted model, not a curated record